Dentiscutata erythropus is the source of this 182-nucleotide messenger RNA. The record is from the annotation of a GenBank genome assembly. NCBI's taxonomy places the organism in Eukaryota, Fungi, Glomeromycota, Glomeromycetes, Diversisporales, Gigasporaceae.
AUGAUGAUGAUGAAAACGAUGAUAGCGAAGCCAAUAGUAAUGAAGAUGAUGAUAACGAAGAUAAAGAUGAAGAUAAAGAAGAUGAAGAUAAAGAAGAUGAAGAUAAAGAAGAUGAAGAUAACGAAGAUAAUAGUAAUGAUGAUAAAGAUAAUGAAGAUGAUAGUAAUGAAGGUGAUGUCAAA